AUGUCAUUUCCACAGGUUGACACAACAGCUUGCUUAUGUAGAGUAGAUGCAGGCCUCAAAACCGUGGCAGGUGCCAAAAAGUACGUCCCGGGUAGCAAGCUAUGUCUUCAACCAGACAUCAGACCAUCUAUCCAUCCAACCAGACAUAAACCCUCACGAGGAGAUAGAAACCGAAAUCAAUCCCCAUUGCUCCCGGGACUCCCUGAUGAUCUCGCCAUUGCUUGCUUAAUCCGAGUACCUAGAGCUGAGCAUCGAAAGCUUCGACUCGUCUGCAAGAGGUGGUACCGUCUCUUAUCUGGUAACUUCUUCUACUCGCUUCGAAAGAAUCUUGGAAUAUCCGAGGAAUGGAUAUACGUGAUCAAGAGAGACAGGGAUGGGAAAAUAUCUUGGCAUGCUUUCGAUCCCAUAUACCAACUAUGGCAGCCACUUCCACCUGUCCCCAAGGAAUAUUCUGAAGCCCUAGGUUUCGGUUCAGCUGUUCUAAGUGGCUGUAACCUCUACUUGUUUGGCGGCAAAGACCCUUUGAAAGGAUCGAUGAGACGGGUCAUUUUUUACAGUGCUAGAACUAAUAAGUGGCACCGUGCACCCGACAUGCUUAGAAGACGGCAUUUCUUUGGUUCGUGUGUUAUAAACAACUGUUUGUAUGUAGCAGGUGGGGAGAACGAGGGCGUCCACCGUCCAUUGAGAUCAGCUGAAGUUUAUGAUCCCAAUAAGAACAGAUGGUCACUGAUUUCAGAUAUGAGUACAGCAAUGGUGCCCUUCAUUGGGGUAGUUUACGAGGGUAAAUGGUACCUUAAAGGACUCGGGACUCACAGACAGGUUUUGAGUGAAGUCUACCAGCCGGUAACCGAUAGCUGGUAUCCUGUUUAUGAUGGCAUGGUGGCAGGGUGGAGAAACCCAAGUGCUUCCUUGAAUGGAAACCUCUAUGCCUUAGACUGCAAGGAUGGGUGCAAGCUUAGGGUUUAUGACGAAGAGACCGAUUCAUGGAGCAAGCAUAUCGAUAGCAAGUUGCAUCUGGGGAAUUCUUGUGCUUUGGAAGCAGCUGCUCUUGUUCCACUGAGUGGGAAGCUGUGCAUCAUUAGAAACAACAUGAGUAUAUCGGUUGUCGACGUUUCGAGAUCCGAAGAUCUUGGGGAAGCUCCCGCUGAACAUUUGUGGGAGACUCUUUCUGGUAGAGGGCAGUUCAAGACUUUGGUCUCGAAUCUUUGGUCGAGCCUUGCUGGGAGGAAUCGCCUGAGGAGCCACAUUGUUCACUGCCAGGUUCUUCAAGCAUGA
Linum tenue is the source of this 1275-nucleotide messenger RNA. NCBI's taxonomy places the organism in Eukaryota, Viridiplantae, Streptophyta, Magnoliopsida, Malpighiales, Linaceae. The record is from the annotation of a GenBank genome assembly.